UAUGCGAAGGAUAUGUUGGAAAAGGCGGAGAAGAAAUUGGAGAACAAAGAGAAGACGAUAUGGGAAUUUGUGGGCAAGUUAGACAAUGGAAACUGGAGAAACGAAGAACAGAAGAAGGACUGGGAAAUGCAGAAAGACGAAAAUUGACCGCGUUUAAUGAAGGAAAAGAAAUUCCAAUGGAUGUAACUGCUGAGAUAGUAAAAAAAUUAGUUCAACCUCCUGGUCAAUUGCCUAAUAAGACUUUUCUUAAUGAUUUCCUUAACGAAAAACCUGAAGUGAAAAUACCGCUUUCUCCUGCUCAUUUUUCUCAAAUAUAUACUAAGGGACAUUUAAUUUACCCUCCUUCAGUUGGAAUGAACGAAGACUCAUUUCAUGCUUUUUGGGACGAUAUUAUUAAAAAUUCCAUAGAAAUAUUUGGAAAAAAUAUUAUUGGUUUGGAAACAAUGAAAUUCGAUCGAAAUACUAACAUAAGAACCUCAACAGGUCGCAAUCGCCCAGACAUGGUUAUCCUAGUGAGAAAUAUUUGUCCUUUUCGUGGGGAAGAAAAGGCGGCAGAUUCUGAUGCAGAUUCUUCGAAGGAAUUAACUAAGAAAUUCAAAGAAUGGAUAUAUGGGGAUGCUCCAUAUCUCCUUGCAUACCAUGCUACUGGUCGAUUUGUCACUUUUGUUACUUUGUAUGAGUCUGAACCUGUAAAUAUUGGGUCAAGUAAGAAGAGAACACGUUCGGAAGUUAAGUCUGAAAUGAUUUGUGAAUUUAAUUUAGAAAGCUUUUCGCAUAGGAUUCGCGUUAUGAAUCUUCUUCGAAAUACUUGUCGUAUAUUGCCUACUAUAGUAAAUUUGUGCCCCGCAAGAGAUACACCAGAUUUUAUUACAUUAUUACGACCUAAUGGAACUAUUGUUGAACUUGGGUAUAAUGUUAAGAAAAUAUUUAGAGAAGAACGAUCGAUUGACCACUUACGAGAAAUUUAUACAACAUUAUAUCAAAAUAACGUUAGAUUUACCGACAAGUUGGAAUAUACCAUUUCGCAUUCUGCUCAUUUGGAACCACGUGGAUUACAACGAAAACCAGGAAAUCUCAAUGAACUAUUGAAAGCAUUAAUUUGUAUAUUAACUUGUCUUAAGGAUAUGCAUGGCAUUAAACCAAAACCAAUAUUGCACAGGGAUGUUCGAUGGCCAAAUAUUGUUCAGCAUCAUAAUGAAUACAAAAAAUUCAUUUUGAUUGAUUUCGAUUACGCAACUUUAGGUUCCGACAAAAGAGGCAUC
Molecule: messenger RNA, 1262 nt
Organism: Funneliformis caledonium
Lineage: Eukaryota; Fungi; Glomeromycota; Glomeromycetes; Glomerales; Glomeraceae
Source: the annotation of a GenBank genome assembly